Molecule: messenger RNA, 2449 nt
Organism: Sycon ciliatum
Lineage: Eukaryota; Metazoa; Porifera; Calcarea; Leucosolenida; Sycettidae
Product: homeobox protein DLL homolog
Exons: 3
Coding region: 480-1994 (504 amino acids)
Biological process (GO): regulation of DNA-templated transcription
Molecular function (GO): DNA-binding transcription factor activity, RNA polymerase II-specific; DNA binding
Source: RefSeq, a predicted model, not a curated record
CUGAGGAGACCUCCCUCCGGGGGUAUCACGGUUUGCUUUGUCUUCAAGCCGCGUUUAGGCUUAGCGAGGACCCAGGCUCUAAAAAAAUGCUCAGUCGACUGAGCACCCAGGCACUAUACUGCCAGGGCAAUAUACCGUAUAUUAUCACCUGUCAGCUGCUAAAGAAAGCAGAAAUAAUUGGUUCCGGAAGACGAGGAGUGGUGUUUUCGUUGCGUCUUGUACUGUCGUUCAGUUGAUAGUUUUGUGGAACACUGUUGGAGAAGGAAGCGAGCACGACGCUCCUCACCUGUCGUUGGAGUCCGUGAAAGAGCGGUUGCAGCUUGAGUCCUGCACAUAUUCUCAUGCUCAACCGAUGUGGCAAUGACAGGAAAUUUCUAACUCAGCCACACAUCUGAGAGGCAGCAGCCACCGCCCAGCACAACAGCAGUAACCAAAGCAGCAGAGAGCCAACACUGGUUAGGUUUUAGUGGACCUUCUCCAUGGACAGCACACCGAACAGGAUUUUCAACAGGCAAUUCACUACGGAUGGUUUUGCUGAUUUCUCAUCCGGGCCGCCGAUCACAGACACAGAACCAAUGCAGACCCUGCCUCCGCCACAACGUAGGCCUGUAACUGCUAGUGCCUUUGCUGGACCAAUGGUGAUAAACACUGGUGAUACCACUCCAGGGUUGGACAGCUCCAUGAACCUGGAGCUUCUCCCAACGCAAAAUGCGUAUUCGCGACUAUCCCAAGCACAGACCACUUCAACACCGAAGCUGCUCAGCCCACAAUCACCUCAAACUCAGCAAGAAACCCUGGUCUCUACUCCGUAUUCGGCUCAGCAAGGAAACUUGACCCAUGGCUUCUCUGUGCCUCAUGCAUCACAGCGAUCCAGAGCUUUGAGCCAGGACUCUACACCAAGUGGCGGCAGUGCCAGUGGCAUGUCACCACUGGACGAAACCCCUCGUACUCAUUUCCAAGCUUGGGGAGGCCAGUUUUCCAUGUCUGCUCCUGAGCCACGUCCAGCUUUUAUCCACGGUCAUGACAUGGGAGCGUACAUGCCCAAUAUGCGGCCGCCGAUUGCCAGCGAUUCGUUAUACGCGCUGCACGCUCUUCACUCGCCAAUGAGGUCUGAUCCGGCCAGAUAUAGCACGCCACGGCAGGCAUUGAACCUCCAUAGUCAAUCGGCCAUCAGUAACAGCGGGACUGGUGCAGCUGGCAAUGCACGGCGGACAAGUACUAGGGCAGGUGAGCCGCAGGAGCAGUUCCACCUGCGCAAGCAGCGCAAGGACAGGAAGCCACGCACACCAUUCUCCCCAGAGCAGCUCAAGCACCUGGAAAACGUGUUCAAGAAACAGAAGUACAUCACGAUUGAAGACCGCAGCCAGAUAGCGACGGAACUAGGCCUAUUAGAAUCUCAGGUGAAGAUCUGGUUUCAGAACCGUCGCGCUAAAUCCAAGCGUAUGCAGGAACAAGAAAUGGCAAGCAGCCGAGUACUUGGCGUAAGUCCGACGCAAGCACCAACCAACAGUUCCCUUAGCUCUGUGAAUGGAGUAAGUUCAGCCGCUGCCGGUUCAGCAACAGGUCCAGUCGCAGCAGCCACGGCGGCAACGAACGCAAUGGGACAAGGCAAUCCGGCGCUGAACGUCCUUCAUCCUAGCGGUCAGUUUGGCGGCUUGCCUGGCAUGCACCCAGCCUCCACUAUUGCUUCCGGUACUCCAAGUAGCAAUGUUGCCGUGAACGUUUCAGUCUAUCACCAGUGGAGUGGUCACUCCGCGCCACCACCAAACCAACAACAACAUCCAGGCGGAAUGUUGCCAGCCAGCAACCUAACACCGACUAUACUCAGCCCAUCGUUGAUGCAAACAGCAGCACAAGCCUUACCACCACAGCCUGCCGUUAGCAAUGUGUACAGUACACAGCAAGCCGUGGCUCAGCCUGCUGUCAAUGGUGGUUACAGUUCACAAACCUUCGCACAACCUGCCGGUGGUAGCAUGUACAGUUCACCAACCUGAGGACAAGGUGCAAAUACUGGUCAGCGUACAGUGGCCUGUUAGAAUCCCAGGUGAAGAUUUGGUUUCAGAAAUGCAGAACUUCCCAAAACAGCAUGCUAGACGGAAUUAUUGAGAUUUGACAAUUGGCAUCAUUGUCCGCAUCUUGAGACAAUAGGAAUUUCUCCCUGCAUGCAUCCGAUGUCCCAAAACUGCACUCACUCACACAUUCCUACAUACCCAUAUGCCCCCCCCCCCCCUCCCCUCCUACACAUACAUACACACUGCUUUUGUCUUGCAUCAUUAUCACAGGAGUGAUUAUCAUACCGCUGACAAUCUGACAUUGUUUGUAGGAAUUUUUAUUCGGACCCUAGUGAAUCUGCCCAUUCAUGUCUUCCCUUGAAGGCUUUGGGUAAACUUGUUGAGCAUACAGUAGUUACUUGUUGAGAGACCUAACUGCAAACAAGCUAAAUAUGGAA